This is a messenger RNA of Hibiscus syriacus, 1498 nucleotides long. RefSeq lists its product as uncharacterized. NCBI's taxonomy places the organism in Eukaryota, Viridiplantae, Streptophyta, Magnoliopsida, Malvales, Malvaceae. The record is from RefSeq and is a predicted model, not a curated record. Gene Ontology annotation, molecular function: protein binding. The transcript has a single exon. Bases 23 to 1297 code for a protein of 424 amino acids.
UUUCCAUUACAAAGCAAGUAACAUGCGAACAAUGAGUAUCACUUCUUACAUCCUCUUACUCUGUCUUAUUAUCUACAGCACUAAUGCUCGAAAUCCCACCAGAGAAGCUCUGGAACUUACAAUUGGCACCGGCAAUGGCAGCAAAGAUAGCGAAUCGAGCAAGGCCUGUAAUCUUCCAUUGAAACUCAGUUGUCAGUUACCGGGAACCCAUUUAGCCAACCAAGUGUUGAAGUUUGCAGAUAAGAGGCUGGCUUUAAUAUAUCCAGUGAUACAAAAGUUCAAGUCUUUAAUCACCUCGGAUCCUCUGGGAAUCACCCAAACAUGGGUUGGUUCGGAUAUCUGCAGUUACAAAGGAUUCUACUGUGAUAAUCCACCGGACAACAAGUCCGCCAUUGCUGUCGCUUCCAUCGAUUUCAAUGGAUUUCAACUCUCAGCCGCUUCGCUCGACGGUUUCCUCGACCAGCUACCGGAUAUCGCGCUAUUCCAUGCAAACUCCAACAACUUUAGCGGCUCUUUUUCUUCGAACAUAGCCAAGCUUCGUUAUCUGUACGAGCUCGACAUAAGCAACAACCGCUUUUCAGGGCCGUUUCCGGUUGCCGUUCUGAACAUGCCCGGUUUAACGUUCUUGGACAUUCGUUUCAACUUCUUUACCGGCGCGGUUCCUUCUCAAAUCUUUACGCAGAAUCUCGACGCUCUUUUUCUUAACAACAACGAUCUCAUGAUCCGUCUGCCUGAUAACAUCGGCUACACACAUCUCUUUUAUCUCACCUUGGCCAACAACAAGUUCAAUGGUCCACUUCCCAGAACCAUUUUCAAAGCUUUCUCAUCAUUAGCCGAGGUUCUUCUCUUAAACGACCAGCUCACAGGUUGUAUACCCUAUGAGAUCGGUUUGCUCAAGAAAGCUGUCGUUUUCGACGCCGGAAACAACCAGUUGACCGGUCAUUUACCUUUCUCGUUAGCUUGUGUGGAGAAUCUGGAACAGCUGAACUUCGCCGGUAAUCUUCUGUACGGAGCGGUCCCAGAGGUGGUCUGCGAGCUCGGGAAGCUGGUUAAUUUAUCGUUGUCCGACAACUAUUUCAUGUACGUCGGUCCACUGUGUCGGAUUUUGAUCGAGAGAGGGGUGUUGGAUGUUAGAAACAACUGCAUCCCGGAUCUUCCGUUUCAGAGACCGGUUGAGGAUUGUGCGAAUUUCUUUUCUCGUCCGAUAUUCUGUCCUCGUAUGUGGUCUUACAAUUACAUCCCUUGUCACUAUUUUCCUUACACUUCUCUAAUCCCUGAAAUGGCUCCUUCACCUUAACCUUCUUAACGGAAUUCUGUUUUUUUUUUACCCUUUAAAGUUUCCGUUUUUUUAUAAGCUAUUCUUUCACUUCCUAUGUAACAAAAAUAUAAGAUCAAUUGUUGGUCGAUUAUGGAAAAAUCUGAACAACUCUGUUAUCGUUUCUGUUUGAAAGGUUCUUCGUUUUUUCAGUUUUAAACGAAGGAAAGAUUAUCAAUAAAA